Messenger RNA from Myotis lucifugus (little brown bat), 882 nucleotides. Its product is annotated as transmembrane channel-like protein 5. The record is from RefSeq and is a predicted model, not a curated record. Gene Ontology annotation, cellular component: plasma membrane. The transcript is spliced from 6 exons. The annotation marks the transcript as partial. Lineage: Eukaryota; Metazoa; Chordata; Mammalia; Chiroptera; Vespertilionidae. Gene Ontology annotation, molecular function: mechanosensitive monoatomic ion channel activity.
UUAAUUGCAUCUCUGAUACCCAUGACAUCUAGAGAUAGAAUUAAAGCCAUCCGGAAUCAGCCAAGGACCAUGGAAGAGAAAAGGAAGCUUCGGAGAAUGGUUGACAAAGAGAAAAGUAAGCAGUCCCGACGUAUCUUUGAGCUCAACUGCUGCUCUCAGUGUUUGAAUUCCAUUUCCCUGGCAUACCGGAGAUGCAAGAACAUCCUGUCGGAGCUGCUCAAUUCCAUCAGCCUGUGGCAGAAGACGCUCAAGAUCAUCGGAGGCAAGUUUGGAACCAGCGUCCUGUCCUACUUCAACUUUCUGAGGUGGCUUCUGAAGUUCAACAUUUUCUCAUUCAUUGUGACCUUCAGCUUCAUCACAAUCCCUCAGUUUACCGUGGGCGGAAACAACGCUCUCCAAUUCACAGGACUGGAAUUUUUCACGGGAGCGGGUUAUUUUUCUGACACAGUGAUGUACUAUGGCUUUUACACCAAUUCUACGAUCCGGCAUCGGAGCGGUGGGGCAUCCUACAACAUGCAGCUGGCCUACAUCUUCACAGUUGCAGCCUGUCUGAUCAUCUGCUUCUUCAGUUUGCUAUUCAGCAUGGCCAGGUAUUUCCGGAACAACUUCAUUAACCCCCACAUUUACUCCAGAGGGAUCGCUAAACUUAUUUUUUGCUGGGACUUCACCAUCACCCACGAAAAAGCUGUGAAGCUGAAACAGAAGAAUCUUAGCACUGAGAUAAGGGAGAACCUGUCAGAAAUCCUUCAGGAGAACGUCAAACUAACGCUCAAUCAGCAGCUGACCCGCUUGUCUGUCCACCUGGCGGCCUGGGUUGUCUCUACCGGAGUGGCCGUUGCCUGCUGUGUAGCGGUUUAUUACCUGGCUGAGAACAACUUAGAG